This is a messenger RNA of Fraxinus pennsylvanica, 525 nucleotides long. The record is from the annotation of a GenBank genome assembly. Lineage: Eukaryota; Viridiplantae; Streptophyta; Magnoliopsida; Lamiales; Oleaceae.
AUGGCGGAUUACGAGGCUACCACCACCACCAGCACCGCCUCCCACCAGCACCACAAUGUAAUCCCCAAAGAAACAGCCCUCCAAGCCUUAAACACCAUAAUCCAGCUCCACUUCGAGAAAACCCUCGAAAAAAAACGAGCAGUAGACCUCCAAAAAAAGGAGUUAUGGAAGCUCUUCCAGAUCUUCUUCCUCUUUUUGGGCCUGGUUUUCCUCGCCCAAUCCCAGUCUACCAGCCUCCAGUGCCGCCACUGCUGGGUCCCCAUUGGGCUCCUCUCUUUAGCCCACUUAAUCUUCUACGUGUCGGUGGCUCAAACCAUGAGGCUGAGGCAGCUGAGGAUGAGAAUUAGUAGCGGUGGAAAUCCCAAUUAUGUAGAUGAAACGGGAGAGGAUUUUGAGAUUCAUUAUCAGGAGCCGCCGGAGAGUUAUUUUGGUAAGUUUAAGAGGAAUUGGGCUUUGCAUUUUGGGUUUUUGAUCUUGAUUUAUGGGUUCAUGGUGUCUUCUUCUGUUGUUCUUCUUUGCUUUUAA